AGGGGAAAGGGGCAGAGGGGGGGGGAGGCAACAGGGUCGGCCGGGGCCUGAAGCGCUUGUUUAGCGGGAGCGGAGGGGGCAGCCACUAUAGGGCGCGUAGACAGUCGCCAUGACGAGGGCGGGAUGAAGUUUACGAGACGAGAAGCAAGAAGGAUCACGAGCGUGACGGGAACGACGUAAAUAGGGACGACACGAAGAAAUGGAACAGACGAAAAAUCGGGGAAAGAGGCCGGAGGAUCCGGUAAUGAUGUCGUGUGCGAACCCGGGAACCCCGGCCCGGCGUCCGUGGCCGGCUUCUUUUUCUUUUUUUUUCUUUUUUGGGUUCGAAACGUCGCCCCCUCCUCCUCACGCCCCGUCCCAGCCUUUUUCCUCUCUGGACAGGUCCGGUCGGAUGGCCUGUUCAUCUACUGCCUGUCGCUUCCGGGUCUAUUUUCCCUUUCCCGUUCUCGGGUAUCGAGGGAGGAGAUUCGUGCAGGGAUGCGAGAAAGGGAUUUGUUUUUGUCCUUUUUUUUUCCAUCGCGAACGAGCUCUUUUUUCUUCCUUUUGGGGGACGGAUGACUGGCUAGGCGGGGCAGCACGUCGGGUACGAUGCGAUGCGAUGCGAUUACGAUACGAUAUACCUUGGUCCACCUUGGGGGUUUUUUUUUGCGGAGUCCAAAAUGAAAGAAAGAGAGGGCGCAUGCGAGGAGGCAGAGCGGACGACGAGGGACGGGCGAGACGGCACGAAGGCGCGGAGGGCGAGGCGAGGCGUGAUACCGGGGUGCUACGAUGUACCGGGUUGGAAGCAGGGGUAUACGAAAAGAGACGGAGCAAUUUUGACUGACGAGUUACGACGUUCGGCGUGAAGACGGAACGGGUGGCUGGCGCCGCGAGAAGCAAGGCAGGCGGCCUGGGAGGAGGAGGGGGGAG
Durotheca rogersii is the source of this 909-nucleotide messenger RNA. RefSeq lists its product as uncharacterized. Lineage: Eukaryota; Fungi; Ascomycota; Sordariomycetes; Xylariales; Xylariaceae. The record is from RefSeq and is a predicted model, not a curated record. The annotation marks the transcript as partial. The transcript has a single exon.